Molecule: messenger RNA, 1328 nt
Organism: Mustela erminea (ermine)
Lineage: Eukaryota; Metazoa; Chordata; Mammalia; Carnivora; Mustelidae
Gene: AKAP19
Product: chromosome 8 C2orf88 homolog
Exons: 5
Coding region: 718-1005 (95 amino acids)
Molecular function (GO): protein kinase A regulatory subunit binding
Source: RefSeq, a predicted model, not a curated record
GGAGGAGGGGCCUGGGAGUCAGCCGUGGAUGCCUUCGGAAGCCACCCGCUUGUUUCUACACGCUUCAUAGGAUACUUGUUUUGGAUCAUUUGGAUUCCAGUUUUAAGCUGCUGGAUUAUUAUCUCUAUCAGCUUGUGCGUGGUCCAGUGUUUCCCUGCGCAUGUACGCGAGCGUGAGUGCACGGUGGCCGCAGUCGUUUACAUAGAAGAACCGAAAAUACACACUGUUUUGUUCUUUACCUUUUCGAACACGAAAAUUCAUCCUGGAGAUGUUUCCAAGUCAGUAGUUGGCAAUGAAGUAGUUGGGAAAAAAUGGAAUGAAAAGUCUUUGGAAGGAUAUAAGCCCUAAAUGUGGAACAUACAUGAAAGAGAAACUUGUUAUUAAAACUCUAUGAAAAGAAGCUUUGGAGAAAAACAUAGAAUUGCUAAUAGAGCCAGAAAGGCAACAUCGGAGAGAAAGAAACUCUACUACAACCUCUACUACUACAUUUAUGACUACUGAGACAUUUAAUUACAGCUGGAGAACAACAGUGGGUCUAGAGAAGCCUGAGAAAUAUAAACACUACAGGUGAAGACUGGCAAGAAGAAACACUGAUUUCUGAAGUGCCUGGAAAGGAAAAGCUCUGGUCAGUUUCACGUGGACAAGCCCAGUGUUUUCCAGAGAUGCUGCGGAAGUAGUCUUCGCUACUGCUUUUCUUCACUCAGCGCUCUACAUAACAUGGGCUGCAUGAAAUCAAAGCAAACGUUCCCAUUUCCGACCACAUUUGAGAGUGAGAAGCGACAUGCAAGUGAAGAAAGCUUUAUGCCCGAAGAGAGAUUUCUACCGAGGAUGCCUGCUCCAGUUAAUGCCGACGAGGAACUGAAGGAACCACGAGGGCCUGAAACUGUGGUCUUUGAGUUUGCACACCGCCUGUCACAGGAAAUCCUCAGUGACGCCCUGCGGCAGUGGGCGGGCAACAACAUGAAGUACGACGACAUCCCGUACAUUGAGAGUGAGGGGCCCUGACGCCGUAGGACGCUGAGGAUAACUUUCUAGAAUUGUGGAGGAAGUUGGUGCUAGUUUAAACACAUGAAAUAAUAGCAAAAACUGGUGUGAAUAAAUACAAAUCACUCCACUGGGAUGGAGGAAAAAAAAGUCCAUGAUAGUAUCAAGAGUAUACAGGAGUACCUAACAUGACAUACGAUAAGUACUUUUAUGUUAACAGCAAAUUCUUGCUGCUUGGUCUUGGGUUGGAGUCAUUUUAAAGGGCUAAGCACAGGGCCCGACCACAGUAGUCAGCUGUGUGCCAUACCACUUCCUUCCUGAGCACUAGUAGUAGCACCAAAGAA